AUGUUGAUUAAACCAAUUACUGAAACUAGAACUCCUCGUCAUACAUUAGAUGAUGAAGACACCAAUGCAAAACCAAACCCCAUCCCUGAAAUCAAAAUAUCCUUAAACGAUGCCAGUCUCAUUUACGACUAUGUCUUAAUUGUCCCCCAUACUAUCAGUUUGAUACAGGAUCAAUUACCAAAACAGGAAAAUAUAGGACAAAUACUAAUUGAUUAUCCAGAUUUGAUUAAAGAUUUGACAAAAGAGGUACAAGAGGAAUACGACGAAGAUGAGCAAUUGUAUGCUGCUCUUGAGAAUGAAGCUCUCAAGAACAAGUUUAAAACAGAGGAACUUGCAAUAUACUUGUCCAGUGGCGUUUUAUCCAUAGUAGUGCCGCAUUUUACAAACACCAUCGCUUAUAAUGUCCUUGCAAGACAAUUGAUUAGGCGAUUGAAACCGCUGAAGGAAUGGAUACUAUUAGCUCCAUCUACCUUAAACAACAACCAAUCGAUAAAUCAAUUGCCUUUAGUAGACACAGCGUCGUCAUCAGCAUCAAUUUUGUCACAAGUUCCAGUGUUGAGACCUCCACACUCCAUAACUGGUAUCGCCGCAGCAACAUUAUCGCAAUUAAACUUUAUUGGCGUGACUAAUGUCGUCACGUUGGUGUUGAAUUCAGAAGGACAUCUUGGCUUUGAAAAAUCCGAUAAUGACGCCAUUGUCGAUACAGCAUUCGUCUUGAGUGAUAUCAUCACCAUUGAUAAGGAAGAGUACAUAAAGAAUGUUAGUUCAAAAGUGAGAAAAUUCAAUGGAUAUUCGAAUUUGGGCAUAUACAUUUAA
This is a messenger RNA of Lodderomyces margitis, 816 nucleotides long. RefSeq lists its product as uncharacterized. The record is from RefSeq and is a predicted model, not a curated record. Gene Ontology annotation, biological process: proteasome assembly. The coding region runs from base 1 to 816 and encodes 271 amino acids. NCBI's taxonomy places the organism in Eukaryota, Fungi, Ascomycota, Pichiomycetes, Serinales, Debaryomycetaceae. The transcript has 2 exons.